This is a messenger RNA of Aphanomyces invadans, 1217 nucleotides long. Its product is annotated as tRNA pseudouridine(38-40) synthase, variant 2. Bases 260 to 1096 code for a protein of 278 amino acids. The record is from RefSeq and is a predicted model, not a curated record. Gene Ontology annotation, biological process: tRNA pseudouridine synthesis. Gene Ontology annotation, molecular function: pseudouridine synthase activity; RNA binding. NCBI's taxonomy places the organism in Eukaryota, Oomycota, Saprolegniomycetes, Saprolegniales, Verrucalvaceae. The transcript has 5 exons.
CGGACGUCGGCGAUGACCGACACGACGCCGCCUCCGCCACCGACCGCGACGGCGCAGCGGAGGAAGUUCUUGAUGAUGGUGUCGUACUAUGGUCGUGGCUACGUGGGUUGGCAACGGCAAGCCAUCACGCACAAGACACCUGCUGGACAGGCACAACUUGUGAGCAUUCAAGAUGUUGUGGAAGCUGCUGUCACGUCGCAAUUCCGACCGCAUGAGCAUGUGAACGUAACUUCUGUCAGCCGAACGGACUCGGGGACGAAUGCCCUUCAAGUAUGUCGACCCCGUCACGUCAAUCUUCAACUCAGUCCCCUUCCUCCGUCGAUUCACGCCCAUCCAGCAAUACUGCACGUUCGUUUUGUCCGAGCCUCACCCCCCUCCUUCCGAAAUGCUCGUCGCUAUAAACGCUGCAUUGCCCGAAUCUGUUCGAGCCCAGUCCCUGGUGCUACUGAAUGACGUGGAUGCGCGCCGCCGCACCAAGUCGAUUCGAAAGAAGUACGUGUACUACAUCGAGCAAGGUCCUCGGCCAAGUACGACAACGCUUCACACGGCGUGGUUUGUCGGCAAGCCACUUAACUUGGCGGCCAUGCGGGAAGCGCUGGGGUACAUCACGGGCACCCACGACUUUCGCGCGUUUUCACAGGGAUUGCAAAAACACGAAUUUGCCGAUUUGAACACGACGCGAACGUUGCUGGACUGCCAAGUCGUUGCUCGACGGUCGGUGGACUUUUCGCUAGAUCUCGCAACGGCUGGUACUGGCGACGUUGUGACACCGGACCCUUCCCCUGGAUGUGCCGACAAUUUCAUGGUGUGCAUUGAGAUCACAGGCACUGGGUUUCUCCGGCACAUGGUACGCCGCAUCGUCGGGACAUUGCGGCCAAUUGGCGAAGGAAGGUUACCGCCGUCGGUCAUGCUGGACGUGCUGGCAGGACGGCGGGAGCCUGGGCCUUCGGUACCAUCAAGAGGCCUGUGGCUGCAUCAGAGCUGGAUGGGGAUACUUCAAAUGCAACCACCAGGUCGAGAUCAAUCGGAGGGAAGCACCGCGGGAAUCCAUCACGACGACGAUCUGGGCGGCGUCUGCGAAGACCUGGACGAGUAGUCGCUGGGGCCGCACAUCAACCUGACAGCUCAAAUUUGUGAAAUUUACUUGGUCCAGUGCUACCAUGCAACCAAGAUUACCCAAGGGCUACGCACUCGCGGAAGGGCGAAGCAUUGCCACC